AUUUUUUUAUUUUUGGCGUUGAAAAGAAAUAUUGAUUACAAUAAAGAACCUCAACUUGCUUAAUAUUCUAAAUCUCAAUCUAAUAGUUGGUAUUCUUGUUACCUCGCUUUCUGAAGCAGAAAAGAUAGCCAAAAGGAUUCAAGAAGAAAGAAGCAAUGCCACCUGCUAAGAAGUUUUGCAGCCUCCCCUUGUAUGCUCUUGUACUUGUUCUAUUGAGUGCGCAAGAAAAUCGUGCCAGGAAGAUAACUACAGGGUAUGGGAAAGACAGCAAUGAAAACAUGGUUGUUUUGCAGCAACAUGCCAUGGAUAACCAUCUACAACUGCAAACAGCUUACAGAGAAGAAAGCCAUGAACAGAAGCUCCAAUUCAAGUACAACAACAAUGAUGAUCAUGGGCAUCAUAUACAGAAACUUAGGAACCAUGAACAUGGUCAUUCAUCAUCCCACAUGGAUCACACGGAUCCUGCCCUAAAUGUUUUCUUCACAACAAAUGACUUGGUGGUUGGAAAAACAAUGCCGAUAUACUUCCCCAGAAACGACCUCUCUGCUUCCCCUAGAUUACUACCUAGAGAAGAAGCUGAUUCCAUUCCAUUCUCGGCAUCACAGAUCCAAUAUCUCCUUGACUAUUUUUCCUUCUCCAAGGGCUCUCCACAAGCCAAGGCCAUAGAGUAUACACUCAGGCAAUGUGAACUUGAACCUAUCAAGGGAGAGACCAGAUUCUGUGCAACCUCAUUGGAAUCCAUGCUUGAGUUUGCACGUGACAUCUUUGGAUUUGAUGCUCGAUUCAGAGUACUGACCACUACCCAUAUCACAAAUUCAACAAUCCUUUUGCAGAACUAUACGAUUCUGGAAACACCUAAACAGAUCUUUGCUCCUAAAAUGAUUGCAUGCCAUACCAUGCCUUACCCUUAUGCAGUUUUCUAUUGCCAUAACCAAGAGAGCAAAAACAACCAUAACCAAGAGAGCAAAAACAAUGUGUUUGAGAUUUCGCUAGGAAGUGAGAAUGGGGAUAGAGUGGAAGCAGCUGCUGUUUGCCAUAUGGAUACCUCCAGAUGGGACCGUGAUCAUGCUGCAUUCAGCGUGCUCAAGAUCGAACCUGGAACCUCCCCUGUCUGCCAUUUCUUCCCAGCAGAUAAUCUAGUUUGGGUGCCUUUGCCAGCUAAAAUCUAGUUGGUGGUUUGUGACUCAAGGCAUAGAAUUCCAUAACCAAUAGUGUUAUGUUUCUUGUGCCUACAAGCAGUUUCAGUUCAUAUGAAAAUGCUCCAUAAUUACUGAUGAUAUGUAUCAAAUACCAUAAUCCACAUAUAUUGUAUAAACAGUUUCAACCUCAGUAAUCCCAAAGUAAAAUUUUCAAUUAGUAA
Molecule: messenger RNA, 1360 nt
Organism: Ziziphus jujuba (common jujube)
Lineage: Eukaryota; Viridiplantae; Streptophyta; Magnoliopsida; Rosales; Rhamnaceae
Product: BURP domain protein USPL1
Exons: 2
Coding region: 156-1169 (337 amino acids)
Source: RefSeq, a predicted model, not a curated record